GACCUCUGUUCUAGGAAAAUAAGUAUAAUCUUAUAAGCGCAAAAAUACCGCGGCAGUCGAGACUUGCCGGCUCAAGAAAAGGUGUUUCGCGAAUUUACAGUUUUUACAUUUGAACAGUACCGGCUAUAGCCUUCUAUUAACAUUAUGGCCACUCCACAGUCUGAUAUCGAGAGAAGGAAACAAAUCAGUGUUAGGGGCAUAGCUGAGUUAGAUGAUGUUAACGAAAUCAAAAAAACAUUCAACAGACACCUGCAUUAUACCCUUGUAAAGGACAGAAAUGUUGCCACUACCCGGGACUACUACUUUGCCUUGGCCCAUACAGUCAAGUCCCACCUUGUCUCUAGAUGGAUUAGGACCCAGCAAUAUUAUUAUGAGAAAGAUCCCAAGAGGGUGUAUUACCUUUCACUUGAGUUCUACAUGGGCCGUUCCCUACAAAACACAAUGAUCAAUUUGGGAAUCCAGACCCCCGUAGACGAGGCUCUCUAUCAACUAGGGUUAGAUAUUGAAGAACUGGAAGAUGUUGAAGAAGACGCUGGUCUAGGAAAUGGCGGUCUUGGGAGGUUGGCUGCUUGCUUUUUGGACUCCAUGGCCACUUUGGGUAUGGCGGCUUAUGGUUACGGUAUCAGAUACGAAUACGGCAUUUUUGCACAAAAAAUCGUCAACGGCGAACAACAAGAAGAACCUGACGAUUGGUUGAGAUACGGUAACCCAUGGGAAAAGGCCAGGCCCGAAUACAUGCUUCCAGUAAACUUCUACGGCAAUGUCAUCGACACACCCGAGGGUAAAAAAUGGGUGAACACUCAAGUAGUUUUCGCUCUUCCCUACGACAAUCCCAUCCCUGGAUACCAAAACAACGUGGUUAACACUUUAAGGCUGUGGUCUGCUAAGUCACCUGUUGAUUUUAACUUGAAAUUCUUUAACGAUGGUGACUAUAUUCAAGCUGUGCUCGAUAGAAAUCUCGCUGAAAACAUAUCAAGAGUAUUGUACCCUAAUGAUAACUUCUUCGAAGGCAAAGAACUCAGAUUGAAGCAAGAGUACUUUAUGUGUGCUGCAACACUACAAGACAUCAUCCGAAGAUUCAAAUCGGCCAAGUUCGGUACACGGGAAGCUACCAGAACCAACUUCGAUUUGUUACCUAGCAAAGUUGCUAUCCAGUUGAACGAUACUCAUCCUUCAUUGGCCAUUCCGGAGUUGAUGAGAAUUUUGAUUGACAUUGAGGGUCUUCCAUGGGAGAAAGCCUGGGACAUAACUGUCAAGACUUGCGCUUACACCAACCACACUGUUCUUCCUGAAGCUCUCGAGAGGUGGCCAGUAUCCAUGUUAGAAAGUAUCCUUCCAAGACACUUGCAGAUCAUCUACCAUAUUAACUUCCUCCAUAUGCAAGCAGUCGAAAAACGUUGGCCAAAAGAUAUGGACAGGAUGAGGCGUAUGUCGCUGAUCGAAGAAGACGGAGAGAAGAGAGUAAACAUGGCCCAUCUCUCCAUUGUUGGUUCACAUGCCGUCAACGGUGUUGCCAGAAUCCAUUCUGAUAUUAUUAAGGCCGAUUUAUUCAAAGAUUUCUACGAAUUAUCACCAGAAAAAUUCCAAAACAAAACAAACGGAAUUACCCCAAGGAGAUGGUUGCUUCUGUGCAACCCAGGACUGAGCGACUUGAUUUCAGACAAAAUUGGGGAAGACUGGACUGUACAUCUCGACCAGCUACAAAAACUCAAGAAAUGGGCCAAAGACCCCAACUUCCAGAGAGCAGUGAUGAAAGUCAAACAAGAAAACAAGCUGAGACUCGCACAACUUUUGGAAAAAGAUUACGGUGUUAAAAUUAACCCAUCAUCAAUGUUUGACAUCCAAGUCAAGAGAAUCCACGAAUAUAAGAGACAGCUUCUCAACUGCCUCCAUAUAAUAACUCUAUACAAUAGAAUAAAGAAGAAUCCUUCAGCCAAGUUCACCCCAAGAACUAUCAUGAUCGGAGGAAAGGCAGCCCCUGGUUACUAUACUGCUAAGAAGAUAAUCAAACUUAUCAAUAUGGUCGGAAAUGUCGUCAAUAACGAUCCAAUUGUUGGUGAUAAACUCAAAGUUAUCUACUUGGAGAAUUACAGAGUCACGUUGGCCGAGAAGAUCAUGCCAGCUGCCGAUUUAAGUGAACAAAUUUCCACUGCCGGUACUGAAGCUUCUGGAACAGGUAACAUGAAAUUCCAGUUGAACGGUGCCCUCACUAUCGGCACUUUGGAUGGGGCUAACGUUGAAAUGGCAGAAGAAAUGGGCAACGAGAACAUUUUCAUCUUCGGUAUGACAGUAGACGAAGUGGAAGCACUUCACAAGAAAGGCUACAACGCAAUGGAUUACUACAAUGCCAUUCCUGAGCUUAAACAGGUCGUCGAUCAAAUCCAAAAUGGCUUCUUCAGUCCCGGUAACCCUGAUGAGUUCAGAGACAUUGCAGAUAUAUUACUCAAAUAUGAUAGGUUCUUGUUACUUGCUGAUUACGAGGCUUACAUUAAGAAACAGGACGAAGUUAGUGCUGUAUAUCAAAAUCAAGCUAAAUGGUUGGAAAUGGCAAUCAACAACAUCGCUAGCUCCGGAAAGUUCUCGAGCGAUCGCACAAUCAUCGAAUACGGUAAAGACAUCUGGGGAGUAACACCCAACUACGAGAAACUGCCUGACCCCUCCGUUCCUAGGGAAUUAGCUUUAAAAGAUAAUUAAAUUUGAUUUUUUUAUUGUUGUACUCAUGCAACUUUUGUAAAGUUGUACGCUUAGUAUGAAUAUUAGGGAGAAAGUAUUCUUUAAAACGUGUAUUUAGCAACAAAAGUUUAUUUGGGUGUCCGUUUUUGUUUUUAUCUUAAAAAAGAGACUACUAGCAUUGACUGUAUUUUAGAUACAAUUACAGUAUUAUGAAUAAACUUAUUUCAAAACCAUACAAAUUUAAAAUGAGAGGUUUUCCUUUAUAUUGUCACAUUUGUUAUUUCAGAAAGCGAGAAAAUCAAGGAAUAAAAUUGGACGAUGAAGUGGAGAUAAACUACAUAUUAUGUUUUUAUAUUUUAAUAAUAAAACAGAUCUGCAGGAUAUAUUGUAAUGCAAAUAUUCUAGCUCAAGAAUCUCUAAUUACUGUACUUCCUAAUUUUUUUGAGAGUGACUAUCAAAAAAUUUAAAACUGUGGUCUUGUUCUUCGUAUGCCACCGUAUUAGACGUAGAAUAGUAUCUUAACAGUAUUUUUGACAUUUUACAAUAUAUGUUGAAUAAUAUCUUCUAAAAAGUUUCUGUCUUAGCACGAAAUGAGCACACAAAUACUCUACGAAAUAUAUAGGAUAGAUUGUAAAAUCUAUAGAUAUUUGCGAAACAUUAUUUGAGGAAUACUUUGGAUAAUUGCAGAAAUGAAACCCAAAUAGACAUUUUUUUUAUAUUUCAGAUUUCUGAAAUUCUAUUUACUAAAUUAAGAGUGCCAUUUUAUCGUAUAUUUUAAGCAAUAUAGUCAAGUGAUAUUUCAGAAUGUUAAAUGUUUAAAAGAGUACAAAAUUAUGAUCACAAAGAUUAAUAAUUUUUUUGAGAAAAAAAAACCAGAUGUUUAUAAAGUUUAUUUGUUGUAAUACUAUGGUAGAGAAAUAUUUUUUAUAUUAUUUACUGAAAUUAUGUAUACAACUGGCAUGUCCUACAUUGUUUUUCUUGUUAUACAGUAAUAAAUAUAUGUAUCAUAUUAAAA
Diabrotica virgifera virgifera (western corn rootworm) is the source of this 3688-nucleotide messenger RNA. Its product is annotated as glycogen phosphorylase. Gene Ontology annotation, biological process: glycogen catabolic process. Bases 145 to 2694 code for a protein of 849 amino acids. Gene Ontology annotation, molecular function: glycogen phosphorylase activity; pyridoxal phosphate binding. NCBI's taxonomy places the organism in Eukaryota, Metazoa, Arthropoda, Insecta, Coleoptera, Chrysomelidae. The transcript is spliced from 8 exons. Gene Ontology annotation, cellular component: cytoplasm. The record is from RefSeq and is a predicted model, not a curated record.